Molecule: messenger RNA, 8616 nt
Organism: Oncorhynchus masou masou (cherry salmon)
Lineage: Eukaryota; Metazoa; Chordata; Actinopteri; Salmoniformes; Salmonidae
Product: fibrillin-2
Molecular function (GO): calcium ion binding
Source: RefSeq, a predicted model, not a curated record
AUGGGAACCAGGUUUAGGGAAUGGGAACCAGGUGUGGGGAAUGGGAACCAGGUGUGGGGAAUGGGGAAACCAGGUGUGGGGAAUGGGAACCAGACUGGGCAUAGCACACAGGAUACCUGCUCCUCCAACUCCUACUUCACUGGCAUGUGUUGCUUUGGUUUCAUCUCAAGUCUAGAGGACAGCAGUGAGCAACUCAGACCCAAUGGUGGCAACGACCCGUCCAGCCCCAAUGGUGGCUAUGAUCCAUCUAGACCCAAUGGGGGUAUGACCCCAUCCAGGCCCAAUGGUAGGUAUGAUCCAUCUAAACCCAGCAGUGGCUACGAUCCAACACUGAAUGGCCACGGGGUUCCUAAUGGAAAUGGACAAAGGCCAGACUUAGGCACAGCGACUCUGAACCAGACGAUAAACGUCUGUACGCAGCUGCCCAACCUGUGUCGGCACAGUCGCUGCAUUCUCGUGGGCUCUAGCUACCGCUGCGAGUGCAAUAACGGCUACACCCUGGACACUCGCCAAGAAUGUGCAGACGUGAACGAGUGCGUGGUCUUCCCAGGUGUGUGUCCCAAUGGGUACUGUGUAAACACCAAGGGCUCCUUCAAGUGCCAGUGUCCUGAUGGUCUCACACUGGACUCCAGUGGCCGAGUGUGUGUGGACAUAGACGAGUGUGAGCGGGAACCGUCCCUGUGUCGUGGGGGGUCUUGUGAGAACACAGAGGGCAGCUACGAGUGUGUUUGCCCCCAGGGACACCAGCUCACUGUGGACGGGGCAGCGUGCGAGGAUUACAACGAGUGCGAGCAGAGCGUCAGCCUGUGUCGGAACGGCCAGUGUGUGAAUGUGGCCGGUACCUACCACUGCUCAUGUGACUCUGGUUACCAAGCAACUCCUGACAGACAGAGCUGCAUAGAUAUUGAUGAGUGUACCAUUGAGAAUGGCGGCUGUGACCUGCACUGCACCAACUCAGAGGGGAGUUAUACAGUAUAUAAUAAUGGCUAUGCACUGAUGACAGAUAUAAGCUGUUCAGAUGUGGAUGAGUGUGAGCAGGAGCCUGAGAUAUGUGACGGAGGACAGUGCACUAACAUCCCAGGGGAGUACCACUGUCUGUGCUACGACGGCUUUAUGGCUGCCCUGAACAUGAGGCUCUGCAUAGAUGUGAAUGAGUGUGACCUGAACGCCAACAUCUGUAUGCACGGCGAGUGCGAGAACACCAAGGGAUCGUUCAUCUGCCACUGUCAGCCUGGCUACUCAGUCAAGAAGGGAACUUCUGGAUGUACAGACAUGGAUGAGUGUGAGAUCGGGGCUCACAACUGUCACGUCAACGCCAACUGUAUCAACACCCCUGGGGCCUUCCACUGUUCCUGUCGUGUCGGCUGGGCGGGAAACGGAGUCAACUGUAUAGAUAUGGAUGAGUGCAUCAAUGGGACAAGCCACUGCAGUGCCAACGCCAAGUGUCUGAACACGCCCGGCUCCUACCGCUGCGCCUGCGCUGAGGGCUUCACUGGAGACGGCUUCACCUGUUCAGACGAGGAUGAGUGUGCAGAGAACGUGAAUCUGUGUGAGAAUGGCCAGUGUCUCAACACCCCGGGGGGUUACCGCUGUGAGUGUGAGAUGGGCUUCACCCCUGCCCCGGACAGACGCACCUGCCAAGAUAUUGACGAGUGUACCUUCCAGAAUAUCUGUGUGUUUGGCACGUGUAAGAACAUCCCCGGCAUGUUCCGCUGUAUCUGUAACGACGGCUAUGAGCUGGACCGCUCCGGAGGCAACUGUACAGAUGUGGACGAGUGCCAGGACCCCAUCAACUGUGUGAACGGGCUGUGUGUGAACAUCGACGGCUCCUACGAGUGUAACUGUCCUCCGGACUUUGAACUCAACCCUACAGGGGUGGGAUGUGUAGACACACGUGUGGGGAACUGUUUCCUGGAGCAUGGACCCAGGGGUGACAGGCGGUCCUGCAGUGUGGAGGUGGGAGUGGGAGUCAGCCGCUCCUCCUGCUGCUGCUCCCUGGGGCGUGCCUGGGGAAACCCCUGUGAACUCUGCUCUGCUCCCAACACCACGGACUAUAGUACACUCUGCCCCGGAGGAGAGGGUUUCAGGCCCAACCCAGUCACCAUCAUACUAGAAGACAUAGAUGAGUGUUUGGAGCUGCCAGGCCUGUGUCAGGGAGGAAACUGUGUCAACACGUUUGGCAGCUUCUCGUGUGACUGUCCUCCUGGCUACUACCUCAAUAUAGACAGUCGCAUCUGUGAAGACAUUGACGAGUGUUUGGUGAAUCCUGUAAUCUGCGGUCCUGGCACCUGCUACAACACACUGGGGAACUACACCUGUGUGUGUCCACAGGAUUACAUGCAGAUCAACGGGGGAAACAACUGCAUGGACAUGAGAAAGAGCCUGUGCUACAGGAACUUCAACGGCACAACGUGUGAGAACGAGCUGCCCUUCAACCUCACCCACAAGAUCUGCUGCUGUGCCUACAACGUGGGCAAGGCCUGGAACAAGCCCUGCGAAGCCUGCCCAACCCCCGGCACUGGUGACUAUAAGACACUUUGUGGAAACAUCAUCCCUGGCUUCAAACUGGAUAUUGAAACUGGGAAAGCAGUGGAUAUUAAUGAGUGCAGAGAAAUUCCAGGUAUCUGUGCUAGCGGGGUCUGUAUCAACCAGAUAGGGAGCUUCCGCUGCGAGUGUCCCACAGGCUUCAACUACAACGACCUGCUGAUCAUCUGUGAAGACAUCGAUGAAUGUAGCAGUGUGGAGAACCUGUGCCAGAGGAACGCUGACUGUAUCAACAGCCCUGGGAGCUACCGCUGUGAAUGCUCAGAGGGCUUCAAUCUCUCCCCCAUAGGAGCCUGCAUCGACCGCAACGAGUGUCUGGAGAUCACCAACGUGUGUAGCCAUGGCGAGUGUGUGGACAUCCAGGGGGGUUACGAGUGCAGGUGCCACCACGGCUUCAAGGCUACGCCCAACCGCAAGAUGUGCACGGAUGUUGAUGAGUGCGACCGGUUGCCUUGUCGCAACGGAACCUGCAAGAACACAGUGGGCUCCUUCAACUGUCUGUGCCACACCGGGUUUGAGUUCUCACACCACAACGACUGCAUGGAUAUUGAUGAGUGUCAGACAUCCUUUGGCACGCUGUGCAGGAAAGGCCAGUGUAUCAACAGUGUGGGCUCCUUCCAAUGUCUGUGUGAGGAGGGCUACAAGCUAACCCCUGAUGCCAAGAAUUGUAUGGAUGUGAACGAGUGUAAUCUUCCCGGGACCUGCACUCCUGGAACCUGCCAGAACCUGGACGGCACCUUCCGUUGUCUCUCCCCGGGCUACAUAGUCCAGAACGAGCAUUGUAUAGACGUCAACGAGUGUGAAGAAGACCCUAACAUCUGCCUGUUUGGCUCCUGCUUCAACAGCCCGGGCAGUUUCCAGUGUGUGUGCAGGCCUGGCUUCAUCCUGUCUGAUAACAGUCGCAGGUGUUACGACACCAGAGAGAGUUACUGCUUCACCCGCUUUGAGAACGGCAAGUGUUCGGUGCCUCAGGCCUUCAACACCAGCAAGGCAAAGUGUUGCUGCAGCACCAUGCCCAAGGAGGGCUGGGGAGACCCCUGUGAACUUUGUCCCAAGAAGCAGGACGUGGCGUUCCAGCACCUGUGUCCCUUCGGCCAUGGCAUAAUCCCUGGGACUGGAGACACACGCAUAGACUUGAAUGAGUGUGUGGAGAACCCAGGCAUCUGUAACAACGGACACUGCAUCAACACAGACGGCUCCUUCCGCUGCGAGUGUCCAAUAGGCUACACUCUCAACUACACUGGGGUACACUGUAUUGAUGUUGACGAGUGUUUGGUGGGGAACCUAUGUGGCAACGGGACGUGCUCUAACGUGAUUGGAGGGUUCGAGUGUAACUGUGAGGAGGGCUUUGAGCCAGGCCCCAUGAUGACCUGUGAAGACGUCAACGAGUGUGCAAUCAGCCCCCUACUGUGUGCAUUCCGCUGCGUCAACACCUUCGGAGGAUACGAGUGUAUGUGUCCCGGUGGCUACACUCUGAGAGAGAACCAGAGGAUGUGCCAGGAUCUGGAUGAGUGUUCCGAGGGGCUCCACGACUGUGAGUCCAGAGGCAUGACCUGCAAGAACCUCAUCGGCACCUUCAUGUGUGUGUGCCCCCCGGGGAUGGUGCGGCGCCUGGACAACGAAGUGUGCGAGGAUGAGAAUGAGUGUCGUAGCAAGCCGGGGAUCUGUGAGAAUGGUCGUUGUAUCAACACGAUAGGCAGCUACACAUGUGAGUGUGGAGGCGGAUAUGAGUCUGACUCUACACGGACACAGUGUCUCGACUACAGGGAGGGCUUCUGCUUUACCGAGGUGCUCAUGACUAUGUGCCAGAUGUCUUCCAGCAGCCGGACCCCCACCACCAAGUCCCAGUGCUGCUGUGACGGAGGCCGUGGCUGGGGUAACCAGUGUGAGCUCUGUCCCCUGGCUGGCACGGCAGGCUACAGGAAGCUCUGUCCCCACGGCCCGGGAUACGCCACCGACGGCAUGGAUAUAGACGAGUGUAAGGUAAUCCCUGACACGUGUAAGAAUGGACGCUGCAUCAACACCAUGGGAUCCUACCGCUGCCACUGCAAACUGGGCUACACCUCCACCAUCACUGGAACGGCCUGCGUGGAUCUGGAUGAGUGUGUCAUGUCCCCUAAGCCGUGUAAUUUCAUCUGUAAGAACACCGAGGGAAGUUACACUUGCUCCUGUCCCCGUGGUUACGUGCUCCAAGAGGACGGCAGGACCUGCAAAGAUUUGGACGAGUGCCAGACCAAGAGGCACAACUGUCAGUUCAUGUGUGUCAACACCGUGGGCGGAUUCACCUGCAAGUGUCCCCCUGGCUUCACCCAGCACCACACUGCAUGCAUAGAUAAUAAUGAGUGUGUCGGGGAACCCUCCCUGUGUGGCACCAAGGGCAUCUGUCAGAACUCCCCUGGUAGCUUCAACUGUGCGUGCCAGCGGGGUUACGAACUGGACGACACCGGACUGCACUGUGAUGACGUGAACGAGUGUGACAGUAACGACAGGUGCCAACAUGGCUGCCAGAACAUGCUGGGCGGCUACCGUUGUAACUGCCCUCAGGGCUACACACAGCACUACCAGUGGAACCAGUGUGUGGAUGAGAACGAGUGCUCCAACCCGGGCAGCUGUGGAUCGGCCUCCUGUUACAACACGCUAGGCAGCUUCAAGUGUGCCUGUCCCUCAGGCUACAGCUUCGACUCGUUCAGCAGCAGCUGUCAGGAUGUCAACGAGUGCUCCAACAAGAACCCCUGUAGCUACGGCUGCUCCAACACAGAGGGAGGCUACCUGUGUGGUUGCCCGCUGGGCUAUUUUCGCAUGGGCCAAGGUCACUGUGUGUCAGGCUUGGGCUUUGGGAAGGGCCAGUUUGAGGGGCCAGAGAUAGAAGACAACACCCUCUCCCCAGAGACCUGCUACGAGUGUAAGAUCAACGACUACCCCAAGAAGCACGGCCGCAAGAGGCGCGACGCCAAUGGAACGCAACCCAUAGAGCACAACCAGGUGAGCCUAGCCAGUCUGGACAUGGAAGUUCCUGUCACCCUGCUGCUCAACGUGUCCCAGCUCAACCCCAAGGAGCACAUCCUGGAGCUGGUGCCCGCCAUCAAGCCCUUGGUGGGCCACGUGCACUACGUCAUCACCAGUGGCAACCGCAAAGGCCUGUUCCGCAUCCAGCAGCGUGACGGCCUCUGCUACCUACACAGCACCAAGAGGAAGGGGGCACUGGCGGCACCGCAGGAUCACACGCUGGUGAUCGCCAGCUUGCCGCUCUACGGCAAAGCCCAGUUCAAAGAGCUGGAGGACCGCCGGGACCAAGACUACCUUACGGGGGAACUGGGGGAGAACCUGCGCAUGAGGCUGCACAUCCGACUGCAAUAGCUGGAGUGGGAUUUGGGGAAACACAGGGAAACAACCCUUGUUUUCCCUUCAAACUGGUGUUUUUCAGUUCACCAUUUUAAAGCCAAAUGAUAUGUGGAAGGAAAGUGUUUUUCUUCUUCUUCUUGUUUGCAUUUUUUUCUUGUUUGCGUUUUUGACCUCAAAGUACUGUCCAGAAUCUCUCUCGGGCAGCCCAAUUCAAAAAAAUAAUAAUACACUUUCACUGAUUCGUUUUUCAGUGGAAAAUAUAUCAGAAUUGGGCUGCCUGUGUAAACACAGCCUAGGAAAAGAGAGUAACUCAAAGCAUGAACAUGAGACUUUACACCUUUCACAGGUUCUCCCUCGCUGUGAGUGACCUCAUGCCAUGACCAUGUUCACGAGUGGAAGACCAAGAGCAAGACAUGAUGUUCAAAUUACCUGGACAGUUUAGUUGGUCAGUUCAUGGUAAGGAAAUAGCAUGUGAUGUUCUGGCGAUAGGCACGUUUCUGAAAGUACACACAACUAGUACAUCUGCAGCAUGGUGGGUUGCUACAAUACAGUUGACCAUUUGACAGAGGUCAGCUUGGUUCAUUUAGUGACUAGACACACUCUUGGUGAAUUCCUAGUUGACUGCUGUAGAGCUGCCACAGUCCCAUAUUCAUUUUGUAGUGGUCCGACAGACUAUUGCAGCUCUGUGACUGUGAACUAGUGAAUUGAGCAUUACAGGGCAUAGCAUCCUCCUGGAAGAGUUUGUAUUCCAGGCCUAUUGGUCGUGGUAGAACAUUGUCAAUAUGGGAUUUGGUGCCUUCGAAAAGGGAAACUGAUAUUUUAGGACACAACAUGGAAUCACAUCAUUAUAAAGAAUAAUAGUAAUUAAAAAUAAAAAUUGUAUUCUUACAUAUGUACAUAUUAACAAUCAGUAUUUCAAUUAUUGUGAACUGAUUUUUUUUGUAUUUAUUUUAGUAUUUAAUACAAAGUUGUACACUAUUGGUCAAAUUCACAUCUAAUAAAAUGACACACACAAAAAAGUGUAAUUUACAUUUUUACACACCCUCAAUGUGUAUUACAGAAACACACAUCAGUUGUUAGAAACACACAUUUUGUAUAAUAUACAGGAGUUUGUAUGUUCAUAUUGCACAAUUACCUCAACUAUUAGUCUCUACAGAUAAGGCUAUGUGACCAAUGAAAGCAUGUAUCAAUCCAAUUUCUUAAAUCAGUUGUUAAAGGAUAUGGGUUUAAUAGAAUUUUGUUUAUGUUGAAUGAAAAUUGAUCAUGGAAGUCAUUGAGAAAGAGGUGGGCGCUAUCCCACUUAGGGAGAUGCUUCACUCAUUGAAACGUUUGACCAAAGAGAAGUGUGUUUCAGUAAUAAAUAUGAAGCUGUCUGGAGGUGUAAUGUACGGUCAUAUGUAAUCAAGGACUGUAGAUGUGGUGAACACCUUGUUUUGCUUUUUGCUUUGUCUACCAUUUAAAAGCUUUUAUUUCAUUUCUCCCGUGGCAUCAGUUCUCAAAAAUGUAAGUCACAUUUAGUUGGAGGAUUUCUAUACUCGCUAAGAAGCAAUAGCAAGUAGCCCGCAGAAACCAGGACAUUUAUUUUCUUGUCAUUUUGUUUACAUGUUUAAAUAUAUCUACACAGAGUAAACUAACAGGGGUACAGUCAAUAAUGUAUAUAAACACUAGAUCACCCACAGGGGGUGUUGUUUUGAAGCCACUGCGCCACCAUCUUUGUUCUCCACCAUUGUUUUUAUUGCAGACACCUUAUCAAAUACUUUUUACAUUAUAUUAUGUGAACUGAACUAACCCGUAAAGUAUACUUUUAUGAAAGUUCUGCUACUGUUCCCGCUACAACAAAGAAAUAGUUAGAUCCAUGUAAUUUUAUUCUUUUAAUAUUCCAUUCAUUCAUAUUUUUAGAAUAAUAUUUUUUUUUUUUUUUUUUUUAAAGAGGGUUAUUUCGGCUGUCCCCAUAGGAACCAAAAAGGGUUCUUCAAAUGGUUAUCCUAUGGGGACAGCCGAAGAACCCUUUUCGGUUCAGAACUUUUUUUUCUCUCCUAAGAGUACCAAUAUGGUGGCAAUGGCUUCAGAGCCUCUCAUUGGCCAAUACAUAGCAUCAGCAAUCUAGUAUUUAUAUACAUCAUUGGGUACAAUGACUCAAAAAUUAACUUAGAAUUUCCUAUAAAUACCUAAACAUAAAUAUAGUAUAAUAAAUGUACUUGAAAAUGGAAACAUUUAAAAAAUACUGUACAUGAAUGUCCUUUGAGAGAUCAACAUUUGACAAUCUUACACAAACAUGCAAUAGCCUUUUGUUCUACAGUUUUUUUUUUUUGGUGGCGAUGUCCUACUAACAAUGUGUAAUACAUUUACGUAAUGAUGCUACAUCAACAGUCAGUAGGAGUAUUGCUACUAGUAUUAUAAAUGCUCCCUACUUAGGAUGUUGUUAACGAAACCAUUAGACAAUAUAGAGGUACUGUAGCGAUGUCCAACUGGUGCUCAAUGAUGGCAGUACUGUAUACGCAGACAUUUUCAGAAAUUACAAACUUACUGCAUCGACGCGAAGACUGAACAUUCAUGUCAAAACAAAUGUUUAACAGUCGGUUUGUUGUUGUAUUUUUGAACUCUUGAACUGAACGUAUUUUUUGUGUUACAUGUUACCAGUUGCUCACAAAUAGAUAUGUUUGAAUCUUUGUACUGAUGUCCAGUUUUAUUCAUUGUAAAUCUUUUUACAGUAAAAGGCGUUGUUUUUGA